This is a messenger RNA of Saccostrea echinata, 1173 nucleotides long. RefSeq lists its product as uncharacterized. The transcript has 3 exons. Bases 35 to 1066 code for a protein of 343 amino acids. The record is from RefSeq and is a predicted model, not a curated record. Lineage: Eukaryota; Metazoa; Mollusca; Bivalvia; Ostreida; Ostreidae.
CACCAGAUCUCGUAAACGAUACGUCUAUCUCAAGAUGAUUCGUGCUGUUGUUAUUUUCUGCGUUAUUUCUGGAACAAUUUCGAUCCCCGUUCCAAAGGACUAUUAUCCAAAAUCAGGAUGCGGACAGUACGGAUGUUCACAGGGAACUGAUCUUCUUCAAAAUCAAGAAGUGAUCAGGGGUGUUAACAACAAUGGAUUUGAUGCUCGCUUUGUAGGGUUUGAUGGAAGGAAUGCCGCCGCUUCUGCUUCCUCUGCUGCAACAAGUGGUUUGGAUGCGUCCGCUUCCGCUGUUUCUGGUGCUAGAAGAUUUGCUGGACACUCAGGAGUGAUUGGCUUGAACAAUGGAUUUGGAUUCAAUGGAGUAAACCCUGCUGCUGCUGCUGCUACAGCAGUGACCUCCGAUGCUGAGAGAACUGCAUUCCUUAGAAAUGCAGGAUUUCAAGCUACUGCACCUUACAAUGGACCUAUUGGUCAUCAGGUACCAAGCAUCAGUUAUCCAUCCGGUCCACUGGUGAAACCAAUCCCAAGUGCACAUUAUCCUACUAACGAGAUUCUUGGUCAGGCCUCUGGGGCUACUGCUUCAGCUAAUUCAAUGGGCGCUUCAGCCUCCUCAGCUGCUACUGGUCUAUCUCCAGGUGCCACACUUGGAUCUGAAAUUGGAAUAGGAUCCCCAUUCAUAAGAAAAGUUGGUGGUUCGUUUGUACAACCAUUCCCAAGUGUAAAAUUUCCUACCAAUCAUGUUUUUGGAGCAUCUGCUUCUUCUGCUGCUGUAGGCGGUUCCACCUCAGUUGCAUCUGCUGCUUCAAGUGCCAACAUUGGAUCUGGAAUUAGAAUGGACGGAGUUAUUCGACCGGAAUUUCCAAAUACAUUCGGGGGUCCAGUAAUUCAUCCAGUCCAAGGUGUAAACUAUCCGCAAUUCCCUGUUGGUCAAACCUCAGCAUCAUCUGCGGCUGCUGCUUCAGUCGUACCAAACGGCUCGUCUGCAGCCUCAGCUGCCGUUGUCGGAUCUGGAAGACAGUCUGCAAUUAUCAACUCAAAUAUUGUGUCAACUGGAAAGGUUUACUAAUAUUACAUGCAUAUGCAAGGAAUCAUUGACUGUGAUACAGAGACAACCAUGGUGUACGAUAGUGUUGUAUUUAUUUAUUUGCUUGAGUAAAUAAUCAUACUUUGAAA